Molecule: messenger RNA, 2630 nt
Organism: Stegastes partitus (bicolor damselfish)
Lineage: Eukaryota; Metazoa; Chordata; Actinopteri; Pomacentridae
Product: transcription factor jun-D-like
Exons: 1
Coding region: 724-1545 (273 amino acids)
Biological process (GO): regulation of cell population proliferation; regulation of cell cycle; regulation of transcription by RNA polymerase II
Cellular component (GO): transcription regulator complex
Molecular function (GO): RNA polymerase II cis-regulatory region sequence-specific DNA binding; DNA-binding transcription factor activity, RNA polymerase II-specific; transcription factor binding
Source: RefSeq, a predicted model, not a curated record
UUAACUAGUUUUACACGUUCACUUUGUUGUAAUGUUAUGUUGAAACUAAUAGAUAAUUCUUGACCUUAAUGUGAACAGUAAAAACAAACAAACAAACAGGUUUAUUUGGUCCUGUCAAAAUGUUACAUCAACUCAACUCAAAACCACCUAAAAUGAAAAUUAACAAUAUCUAAUGGUCAGGAAGGGAAAUGUAACCUAUUUAUACAUUUCUACCAGUUGCCAGAAGCUUAAAGACUCAUGAUAGCUGGAAGUUUUUGAAAAUCAAAGCCUUCUAUGCGGAAUAAAUAAAAACAGGCUGUACCCAGGUGAUAGACAGAUACCUAUUGGACCUAAAGACGUGCUGAGAGGUGAGUGUCCGGACCGGGGCUCAGAGUGAGAGUUCUGUCUGUCUCCUCCUCUCUGCUCGGUUCGUCCCUUUAUUCAAAUAAAAGCCUGAAAAACGUAAUAUCUGCCCAAUGCGCGCGCUCUGCUGUGACAUAAUGGAACGUGCCAGCCUAGAAAAGCUCGAGGCGGUGCGCGCGGGCGUGCAUUCAGCUCGUGUCUGAGCGGAGACGAAGAAGAAGAACAAGAAGGAGGAGGAGAAGAAAACCGCCACCGGCUCCAGCCAGCUGUUGAAAUAUUCAUCAAACAGCAGAUAUUUGACGGCGGUUCCGAGGUUAUGGGCAGGACACCGCUCUGAGGGAGGGUCCAGCAGCACCACUUGUCAUUUUACCCACGAAAAUAAUGAUGAAGAAGGAUAUUAACUUGAGCCUGGCGGACGACGCAGACCUCAAACCGCACCUCCGCGACGCCGAGAGCAUCCUCAGCUCCCCGGACCUGGGGCUGCUCAAGCUGGCCUCCCCGGAGCUGGAGAGGCUCAUCAUCCAGUCCAACGGCAUGGUCACCACGACGCCGACCAGCUCCCAGUUCCUCUACCCGAAGACGGUGACGGACGAGCAGGAGUUCGCCGAGGGCUUCGUGAAGGCGCUGGAGGACCUGCACAAGCAGAACCAGCUGAGCGGAGCCGGACAGACCAACAGCAGCAUGGAUCUCGGCGCGAACAUCGCUCCGGUCAACGUGCAGCCGGAUCUGCCGGUGUACACAAACCUCAACAGCUACGGCAGCGGGCCGCUGGGAACCACUGUCAACUACUCCACGGACACGGUCCCUUUCCCGCCUCCUCCGUCACAUCAUCUGGGGACAGCCCCGCCGCAGCCGGAGCUCUCUCGGGUCCAGCCGCUGAAGGAGGAGCCUCAGACGGUCCCCGACGUGCAGAGCUUCGGAGAGAGUCCGCCGCUGUCUCCCAUCGACAUGGACUCUCAGGAGCGGAUCAAAGCCGAGAGGAAGCGGCUCAGGAACCGGAUCGCAGCCUCCAAGUGUCGGCGGCGCAAACUGGAGCGGAUCUCCAGGCUGGAGGACAAGGUCAAAACACUGAAAAGCCAAAACACCGACCUGGCCUCGACGGCUAGCCUGCUGAGGGAGCAAGUGGCCCAGCUGAAGCAGAAAGUCCUCACCCACGUCAGCAGCGGCUGCCAGCUGCUGCCACACGAAGUUCAAGUGCACUAGUCUGAGGGACAGACCCGCAGUUGGGCUACCGACCAGCAUAUAAGCUCCAUGGACUUUGUUAAUGUUGGUUUUUCUGUAUGUAGCCUAGCCCAGAUGUGUGCCGAUUCCAGGGAUGACUGCCAGGCCACGUAGGCCAAACCGGAGGCUGCAUUAAUGACCGGCUGUUUGAAAACGCCUUGUAGGACUGACGGCAUGUAAACAUACCUGGUAAACAUGAUUCAACACAGUGGAUGAUGACAUUCUGUUAUGAGGCAAAAGUAGAUUUGGACAAGCUGUAUUAUUUAUUUGUUUUAUUAUUCCUAGAGCAAUUUCCAGAUCCAACCACUGCCUGCUGGAAAGAUCAAAUCAGUUUAUUGGAUUUUUUUCUCAGUAAACAUUCACCAAUUGGGCUGAAUUAAAGGGCGUUUGCCUGUUUAAAAACCAGUGUGUUUAAUCCUGCUCUACCUGGUGUGUAUGUUUCCUGGUGAACAAGGCAGCACCGACCUGCCAGUGUUUUCAAUGGUCCCAGGCCUUCCUGAUGGGAGAAAGAGACACUUCUGUGGGCUUCAUGAUCAACUCUGACAACAGAGACAUGGCACAUAUCUUGUUGAUUUUUCGGCUGUAAAAAUGUUUACGGACUGUCAGCUAACAGUCUCCAACCUGGACCAAACAGACUGACGAUAUUUCUACAACAAUAUGCACAUUUAUGACACAGAUAUCCUUAAUAUAUGACAAAUUGGUUGUAAGAAAAAUGCAUAUACACCCACAUUUGAUAUGUAAGAGAGAAUCUACAAAUAUAGUCUAUAUACUGUGUUUUUCUGUAGGGAACAAUUUGCAUGUUGUUGACAAACUCGAAUGUUGCCCACAGCUGGGUGUCAGAGGGCGCAAUUAAUCAGUGUUUAUUAUCUUUAACCUUUACGCACAUGUAUUUGUCUAUUUUUACUCUACUGUGUCCCUAUUUCAGUGUGUUCUUGUUUUAAAUGUGAAGAGUCGUAACCUUUUCUGUUGCACUGACUGUUGCUAACACCUCUAGCCUACAGUUAUUUGGCUUCAUGCCGUUGUGUUCUGAAUUAAAUGCUGCUCGGCAAUAAACACUGUUUCCUCUG